CUGUGAAGCGCUGCCAGCGUUUAAGGAAACUGAGGUUUUCUAUAAAGAGCAGUUCUGUUGCAGUUUCGUUUAGUUCCAGGCAGAAUGCGGGCUGGGAAACUCUACAUUGUGAUGUUGCUGACCACAGUGACGUGCUUUGGACAGGAAACAGCUGAUGGCAUUAAUGGGAAUCAAGAUAAGGAACAUCGGGAGCUGCCCCAGACUACACUCACUCUGGAGCCUCCAUUCCCAGAGAUAUUCACCGGGGAGACAGUCACUCUGAGGUGUGGUGUUGAGGGGGGUUCUGCUGGCUGGAAAUAUCUCUGGUACAAAGACAGUGAGGACACUCCAGUGCCCCAGACUGCUGACCGCAGUAUAACUGGUGACAGCUACACAAUCACUGCAGCUGCUGUAUCUGACCAGGGCCAGUACUACUGUCGAGGACAAAGAGGAGAUCAGCCACUCUACUCACAGCUCAGUGAUAAAGUAAUAUUAACUGUGUCUGAUGGACAAGUGAUCCUGCAGACUCCCUCCCAGCCUGUGUUUGAGGGAGACUCUCUGACUCUGAGGUGUCGUUUCCGGAGUUAUACAGCUACCACGGUUGCAUUUUAUAAAGAUAAUAAAGAGUUACAGUCCCAGGCUGGCACAGAGCUGAGUGUGGCUCGUGUUUCAAAGAGUGACGAGGGGUCCUACAAGUGCAGAGCGUGGAGCUCCCAUUACUCUGCAGAGGUGUGGGUGUCAGUGAGAGAGCUGCGCCAGACUACACUCACCCUGGAGCCUCCACUCCCAGAGAUAUUCACCGGGGAGACAGUCACUCUGAGGUGUGGGGUUGAGGGGGGUUCUGCUGGCUGGAAAUAUCUCUGGUACAAAGACAGUGAGGACACUCCAGUGCUCCAGACUGCUGGCCACAGUAUAACUGAUGACAGCUACACAAUCACUGCAGCUGCUGUAUCUGACCAGGGCCAGUACUGCUGUCGAGGACAAAGAGGAGAUCAGCCACUCUACUCACAGCUCAGUGAUAAAGUAAUAUUAACUGUGUCUGAUGGACAAGUGAUCCUGCAGACUCCCUCCCAGCCUGUGUUUGAGGGAGACUCUCUGACUCUGAGGUGUCGUUUCCGGAGUUAUACAGCUACCACGGUUGCAUUUUAUAAAGAUAAUAAAGAGUUACAGUCCCAGGCUGGCACAGAGCUGAGUGUGGCUCGUGUGUCAAAGAGUGACGAGGGGUCCUACAAGUGCAGAGCGUGGAGCUCCUCCCAUUACUCUGCAGAGGUGUGGGUGUCAGUGAGAGAGCUGCGCCAGACUACACUCACCCUGGAGCCUCCAUUCCCAGAGAUAUUCACCGGGGAGACAGUCACUCUGAGGUGUGGGGUUGAGGGGGGUCCUGCUGGCUGGAAAUAUCUCUGGUACAAAGACAGUGAGGACACUCCAGUGCUCCAGACUGCUGGACGCAGUAUAACUGGUGACAGCUACACAAUCACUGCAGCUGCUGUAUCUGACCAGGGCCAGUACUGGUGUCGAGGACAAAAAGGAGGUCAGCCACUCUACUCUCAGCGCAGCGAUCCUGUGAUAUUAAACAUAACUGAGCUGCCAAAGGCUGUGCUGACCAGCAGUCCUCAAUGGGGAGAGCUGUACACUGGAGAGACUGUCACCCUGAGCUGUGAGGUUCAGGGGCGUUUCACUGGCUGGCGAUAUCUCUGGUACAAGAAAAGUGAGGGAGGCACAGUGCAGCAGAUUGGAGACGCUAUUGAUGAGAGAUACACAAUCAGGCUUGCUGAUCAGUCCUAUAGUGGACAGUACUGGUGUGAGGCACAAGGAGGAGAUCGACCACAUUCCUCUCAGCACAGUAAUCCUGUUACACUGACUGUGUCUGAGCUGCCAAAGGCUGUGCUGACCAGCAGUCUUCAAUGGAGAAACCUGUAUACUGGAGAGACUGUCAUCCUGAGUUGUGGGGUUAAGGGGGGUUUCACUGACUGGGAAUAUCUCUGGUACAAGAGGAGUCAGGGAGACACAGUGCAGAUCAGAGACACCACUGGAGCCAGAUACACACUCAGCUCUGUCACUCAGUCCCAUAGUGGACAGUACCAGUGUGAGGCACAAAGAGGAGAUCCACCACGUUCCUUUCAGCGCAGUGAUCCUUUUACACUGACUGUGUCUGAGCUGCCAAAGGCUGUGCUGACCAGCAGUCCUCAAUGGGAAGAGCUGUACACUGGAGAGACUGUCACCCUGAGCUGUGGGGUUAAGGGGCGUUUCACUGGCUGGGAAUAUCUCUGGUACAAGAGCAGUCAGGGAGACACAGUGCAGAUCAGAGACACCACUGGAGCCAGAUACACACUCAGCUCUGUCACUCAGUCCCAUAGUGGACAGUACCAGUGUGAGGCACAAAGAGGAGAUCCACCACGUUCCUCUCAGCGCAGUGAUCCUUUUACACUGACUGUGUCUGAGCUGCCAAAGGCUGUGCUGACCAGCAGUCCUCAAUGGAGAAACCUGUACACUGGAGAGACUGUCACCCUGAGCUGUGGGGUUGAGGGGCGUUUCACUGGCUGGAAAUAUCUCUGGUACAAGAGGAGUCAGGGAGACACAGUGCAGAUCAGAGACACCACUGGAGCCAGAUACACACUCAGCCCUGUCACUCAGUCCCAUAGUGGGCAGUACCUGUGUGAGGCACAAAGAGGAGAUCGACCACGUUCCUCUCAGCGCAGUGAUCCUGUUACACUGACUGUGUCUGAUCAAUGGGUGAUCCUGCAGACUCCCCUCCAGCCUGUGACUGAGGGAGACUCUCUGACUCUAAGGUGUCGUGUACGCACAAAUUAUACAUUAUCUAGGAUUGUCUUUUUUAAAGAUAAUGAAGAGAUUCAGUCCCAGAAUAACACAGAGCUGAGUGUGGAUCGUGUUUCAAAGAGUGACGAGGGGUCCUACAAGUGCAGAGCGAUGUGGAACUCCUCAACUUACUCUGGUGACUCUGCAGAGGUGCGGGUGUCAGUGAGAGAGCUGUUCUCCAGGGUGACUCUGACAGCCUCUCCAGGAGCCACAGUGAAGGAGGGAGAGGCUCUUAACCUGACCUGUGAGGCAGCAGUGAACAAAACCCCCCGCCCUCAACUCCACUACACCAUUGUGAGAGACGGGGAGCCUGUGACUAACAGCACUGACUCUGCACUGUACAGCAUAGCCAGCACUGUGAAGAGCCACACUGGGAGCUACACGUGUGCUGUGGAGUCACAGGGAGUGAAGAAGAGCAGCCAGGAGCUACACAUUGAAGUGCAAACGUCCUGGCACAGCGCUGUUGCUAUUGGCUACAGAGUGAGCUUCACUCUGAUUCAUUUCAUUGUGUUCACUCUGCUGCUCCUUCAAUACUGCAGGAUCCAAGGUUCCCUGUGUAUUGCUGGUGGUACAUCACGGUAAGACAGUAUUGACCAGUAUGUGUCCAGACAGGGGGCAGCACUAGCUAUCUCUACCUGUCAUCAUCCUUUACAGCACUGAAAAUGGAGAUGGAAACUUUCUGAUUCACUCUUUAAGAAUCCCUCUUGCAAACUCACCUUCACUUUGACCUGUGUCCUGAAAUGCUGUAUUGGGUUAAUUUGGCUUUUUUGGUUUCCAGAUGAUAAAGAUUCAUAAUCAUUAUUCUUUGAUUCAAGUUCAAUCCAGGGUAUUUAAAAAAAUAACCCUUUCAUCAGUAAUGUCACAAAGCUGCUGCCUCCACAGAGUGUCUUUACAGUUGAUACACAGCUGCUCCUUACCCUGAAAUGCACUCUGUGAUUUCAAUGGGACUUGAUUACUCUGAAGCCUAGAAGUGUCAUCAUCCUUUAAAGCUUCUGUUAUUGCUGCAGUUAAACUCUGAGCCCUCCUUGUGUGUCUCUGACAUCUGUCUCAGGAAAACCUCGGAUCAGGAUCAGGAGCAGUCAGCAGAGGGGAUUGAGCUCUGCAGCCGUGUGCAGCACACUGGAGUGGAACUGCAAUAAUAGUAACUGCAAUAGUAUCGUACUGAAGAUCAGCCUGACUGCCGUGUUUUAGAACUACUGUGAAUAUCUGUUCAAACUGCGGCUGUAGUUUACAGAAAAUGACCAUUGACUGGGGUAUUUUCUAAGACCUCAAAACAAAUGGAUUAUUCAUUGAUUGUUUGAUUUAAUUAAUUUAUUUAAUAGAUUGCUUGAUUGCACAGUGUAACUUUAAAUGCAUUACUGAACAAUGUAUGUAUUCAUAAGCUAUCCUUUAGUCAAUAAACUG
This is a messenger RNA of Acipenser ruthenus (sterlet), 4200 nucleotides long. RefSeq names its product Fc receptor-like protein 5. NCBI's taxonomy places the organism in Eukaryota, Metazoa, Chordata, Actinopteri, Acipenseriformes, Acipenseridae. Gene Ontology annotation, biological process: cell surface receptor signaling pathway. The transcript is spliced from 16 exons. The record is from RefSeq and is a predicted model, not a curated record. Gene Ontology annotation, molecular function: transmembrane signaling receptor activity. Bases 85 to 3378 code for a protein of 1097 amino acids.